Messenger RNA from Drosophila obscura, 3652 nucleotides. RefSeq lists its product as uncharacterized. Gene Ontology annotation, cellular component: cilium; microtubule. NCBI's taxonomy places the organism in Eukaryota, Metazoa, Arthropoda, Insecta, Diptera, Drosophilidae. The transcript has 3 exons. Bases 158 to 3652 code for a protein of 1164 amino acids. Gene Ontology annotation, biological process: cilium assembly. Gene Ontology annotation, molecular function: microtubule binding. The record is from RefSeq and is a predicted model, not a curated record.
GUGGCCCAAAGGAAUUUCAGUGAGUGUCGAGCCGUAGCCUUGGAGUGGUUGGAGCCCAAACUGAAUGCUGACCUCUGAAGCAUGCAUUGAACCCGACCGAAAACCCCAACGUUUGUGGACUGUCUGAAGCGCGGGGCUGGCGAGGGCAAGAGGAGCCAUGAUUACGGGUCCGGAAUCGAGGCAAACGCAUAGGUUGUUGGACCUGAAGAAGCAGCAAUGGGCCAAGGAGAGAGAGGAAAUCGCACGCAUGGACGAGAUCUACCAUCAUCAUCAUCAUCAGCAGCAGCAGCAGCACACAUCGCACCACAAGAUCGAACGCACUUCGAUACGCACCUACUACUCGAAUUUGGAUCUCAGCCAGACAUCGACAUCGAAUCAGACGUCCAGUCAGUCGAGGCGACGCCUGCCGCCACCGCCACAGCAACACCAGCAGCAGCAGCAGCAGCAGGAUAUGCAAUUGAUCCUGCGACAGGCACCAGCAGUCGCCCAAGACUAUCGCCAUGUUGGCGGAUAUCUGAAUCAAUUGGAGCGCUAUAUCGAGGAUCUGGAUGUGGAUGCCGAGGCAGACUUUGAGGACGAUGAGGAGUCACUGUACAGGCGCACUGUGCGGCGGGGCAGCUACGCGCCGGGCAUGACCAGCAGCAACACGCGACAGAUGCAAAUGGGACCGGCACGCUAUGUGGAGAUGAUGAUGCCACCCACAUCGCUGCAGACGGCCAAGGGAAGGAUGCAGCACUCCCAACAGGGGCAGCAGUCCCAGCAGCAAGGGCAGGGGCAGGCGUAUCACUUGCCACAGCAGCAACAGAACUUGCAGCAGGGGGUCUAUUUGCAGCAACAACGUCUGAGGAGUCCCAGUUUGCCAUCCAUUCGCAGGCAGAGGGUGAGGCAUCAGGAAAAGGCGGCCAAUCAACCUGGCAACAAUAACAUGCCGAAUGGCAAGCCAAACGACAUUGAUCCUGGCAACCAGCCAGGACAUGCACAUCGAUCAAACAACAACAAUCCUCCGCCGCCUGGAGCUGCUGCUGCUCCAGCAGGCAUUGGUUGCCAGGAAGAGGACACCUCUGGGUAUCUGAGCGACAACACGCCCCCCAAGAACAACAACAACAGCAGCAACAACAACAACAACACACACACGCCCGACAUUUGGUUCAACGAUGGAGCCAGCCAGAUUGAGAGCAUUAGUGGCAUGGGCAGCGCCAGUGUCGUGGAGGAGCGCGAAACCCUUCCAUUGGGAAUGGGUGUGGCUGUGGGUGUGGGUCGACGUCUACUUCGAUCGAUACAGGGCGGAGGAGGAGCGGCAGCAGCAGUGCCACUUGGUGGGGGCAAGGGAAAUGCAUAUGUCAUCAAGGAACGACGACGUGUGGCAGGACAGGGACAGGAACAGGCACAGGGACAGGAACAGGGAUACGAACCGCUGGCAAACGAUGGCUACCUGGCCGAUGGCUGCUGCUACAUGGCUGAGCCGCCCAGCUCCUCCAACAUGAGCAUCAGUCGGGAUGUGUCCACCUCCAACACGUACCAGGUGCAGGUGCAGGGCGGAGGCGGAGGAGGAGUCGCAGGCAGCGACUACUACAUACACGAGCAGCACGAACAGCACGAGAGAGAGCGAGAGCGUGCCCGGUGGGCCAAUCAGCAGCAACAGCAGCAGCAGAUGCCACCGCCGCCUGGCUGGCUGAAUCGUGGCAUGCACGAUCUGAAGGAUGGCAGCGAGGAUGAUGUGCAGUCGAUGCAGUCAUCCUCGACGUAUUUGAGGGGCCAGAAUGCCCCACUGGAUGCCCACACGCUGGCCGAGCGCAUGGACAAGCGACGGAAGGCAUCGGAGUACCACAAUGCCAUCAAGAAGCAGCUGCACGAGCGGGAGAUGAUCAGGAAAUGGGAACAGGAGCGCCAUCGCCAGGAGGAGCAGCUCGAAGAGGAGCGUCUGAGGCGCCAGAAGCAAAUGGAUCAGGAGCGUGUCGCGUACGAGCGGCGCCAGUUGCUGGAGCGGGAGGAGGCGCAGCAGAAGAAGCAGCAGGCGAUGCUGGAUGCCAUAGCCAAGGCAGAGGUGGCGGCCCAAAUGGAGAAGCAACAGAAGCGCAAGAAGCCACAGCAAAGGGAGCCCAAGGAAGGCCAGGACAGGGGCGAACUGCUGCGCGUUCAGUCUGUAGAGGAGGAGGAAGAGGAGGAGGAGACAUCCCAUACUCCACGCGGGGCACCGCCAGUGGCAGCAGCAGCCCCACAAGCGGCUGCCCCACAAGCAGCAGCUCCACCGCCUCCUGUCAUUGCCGAGGAGAAAGUGCUGAUUGGAACGCCGAUCAAUCUGCGACGAACCAUCACGAAACCCAUCAAAAAACCCGCCGGAGAGGAGCCGGAAAAGGAUAACCUGGCACUGCUGAUGCAGCCGGCCACACUGAUCCCGCUGCCCGUGACUAGCGAUAUUUUUGGGCUGCAGAGUGCCAUUGGGAAUCUGCAGAUAGCCACGUACUUGAUGCAGCCCCCCCAGCAGCUGCAGCAGAUGCACAUGCAGAUGCCCCCUUCGGCAGCCUCCUCCGCGGUUGUGGAGCAGACCUACUCGAAGGCCACAAUGACCCAAAGGACGGACACGUCCAUCUACACGGAGGAUGGCUACCAGGCGGAAGAGGAUCCCGAAGAGGAGGAGACCCUGACGACAGCUCGUUCGGGCCUGAUCACUGGCGCCAGCGGCGGUUGCUUCUCCCCCGACUCCCUGGAGGUGGAUGUGGCGCCCAGCGACAAGUUGGCGCUCAUUCCACUGCCCCAGCGACAGGCAGGAGCAGGAGCAGGAUCUGCAGCGGCAGAUGGCAGACUGAACAGCGAUGUGGAGACCCAAACGGAGCUGCCAUUGAACUGCGAUCUGUGCCUGUUCCACGACAACUUCUACAAGGUGCUGCUCAAGCGCGAGGUAUCCACCACAACCACCACGCAGACAUCCAAGACGCAGACGCAGUCCCCCAAGGAAUCGUCGGCGGCGGCAGCAGAGGCAGAAAAGGAUCACGAGACAACGACGACAACAACGACCACAACUACGACCACCUUCAAGGCCAAGAGCAAGGACAAGGACAAGUGCCUCAAGAAGAACCACAACAGCAAGGACAAGGACAAGGACAAGAUGGACGAUCGCCCCAAAUGGGGGGUCAAUCGUCCCAUCGUUCAGUACGUGAAAGCCAGCGAUCGGGAUCCCUUUUGUCUGCGCAAAAAGAAGAAUCAUCCUGCAACAGCCCAAGGGGCCAGCAAGCCGCCGCGCUCCCUCUCCAUGGACUCGCGCCUGGACUCGGUGGCCGUCGAUCAGCUCCUGGAUGCUUCAGCCACAAUGGCGCAGGAGCAGGAGCAGGAGGAUGGGGAGGACGUGGAGGGUUUCCUGCUGAAGGCCCGCAAUGUCUGCACGGAGAUACUGCCGAUCAAAACGGAUGAAAAGGGUCGCAUUUUCCUGAAUUUUCGCGAGGCCAGUGCCAUAAUGAACGAGGAUGAGAUCAAGGAUAAGCUGAGGCAAAAGUAUUUCAAUUUUGGGCGGAUACUGCCGCGUCGCAGCUGGGCAUCGGCCACACACAAUGGGCUGCCAUUUAGUGCAGCGGCGGUGGCAGCUCCAGCAGCACUCCCACUCCCGCACCCACUCCCACACCCUGCCACCAUUGUGGGGGACAUGGCAGAUGAUUGA